Molecule: messenger RNA, 907 nt
Organism: Actinia tenebrosa (Australian red waratah sea anemone)
Lineage: Eukaryota; Metazoa; Cnidaria; Anthozoa; Actiniaria; Actiniidae
Source: RefSeq, a predicted model, not a curated record
UAGAGGAAAGUUUGGAGCURAUAACGAGAACAACAAGGAAGAAAACUUGAAGAAUUCAACGUCACUUCUUUGAGUAAUACUCGAGAGGUCUGAUCGACCAUGUCAAACGAAACCGUUCAUUGUUGUCAUCCGAAUAUUGAUGGUGCCUUUCCGCCACCACAUCCAAUCCGCGGGAAUGACACGUACCGCAUGUGGUYGAUGGUCAGCCAGAAGAACCAGAGCUUCUUGAAGAGAAAUUAUCAGGACCAGUCACUGCUGUUCGAUGGAGAUGUUCAUGUCGAUCCUAUGAAAUCUGUCUUCGUAAACAUUGAAGYGAAAAAUGCUGGCUCUUCAACCCAAAAGCUUUAUCGACUUCAGUUUGCUGACCCUAACGAUGACGAUAAAGUCUUCAUGAUCAAUGGCGAAAUGCAGAACGGCAAACCUGUGGUCACGCUGAAGCAUGUUGAUGAAACCUCCAAUACACCAAACGGAGCUAAAUUUGAGGCGAUUACCUUUUACGCCUUCACAAUGUUCCGUUGCUUCAGCGUGGAUGGCCAGACAGACCUGUACCUGGCAUCAGACAGGGAUGGAAAGGUCCUUUUGAUCAAUGGAGGAAUCACAAGAUAUCCCAAUCCGGCAAUGCUUUUCAUCGCUAAUCAAGUCAUAUAAACCAGUACCCAAGGAUCCAUGCAACCUGAAAAUGCUUAAAAUUUAUUGAUUCUCGUAAGAUAUUUUUUGUAGAGCUUGUUUUUAUUUUUGCGGAACUCGAUGACUCAAAAUCCUGGAAAAUCUAAUUUGAUGGAUGGAGUGAGCCAAGACGCGCCGGAAACGCAAACGCAUAAAAACGCCACACGGAAAGUAUCCACUAGUGUUUGCUUAAUAUUUUUGUACGAUUAUUUUAAUCAAUAAAGCUUAGCAUGUGAGUAAA